GGUGCUUUCCUGGAAUACAAUCUGUGUUUGACACUCUCUGUUUAAGCACUGCCCAUCUGUAUGUUAUUCAGCUGGAGCCUCUAGGGAAAAAGAGAAGCCACAGGCACAGAGAGCGAGCGAGCGAGGAAGCAAAAGCGCUUUUCUUUUUUUCUUUUUAAGCAGAAUCUGGUUAGACUGCCUUGUUGUGCCACAUCUGGAAACUGAAAGCUGAGAGAAAGUUAAAAUAACUGAGGCACCACUAAACCAAGGGGGGCUGAUUGCAGAAGAGGGUAAACAAUUACUAAAACGCUAGAAGACCACUGCUGGAUGUAAGGGGAGGAAAUGGCUUUGAUCCCAGCCUGGCCCCUCAUUUUUCCUAUAUUAUUUUCCUUGAGAUGCUUUUCUUCCAGUCCUGCCUCAAGUGAGAGCAGAGUUUUUCAUGUUGACAUUGAAGGUAGCUCAGCGGUCAGCAAUCAAGAAUCCACUGUUAUCAGAGGGCAGCAGCAGGCAGUAGCUCCUGGAAGUUGGGUGCCUUUUACUGAGAAAUGCCAAGAAGGAUUUUACCGUGCUACUUCAGGAGAAUGCUCCCCUUGUAACUGUAAUGGCAACACAAACAAGUGCCUUGAUGGAUCUGGAAUCUGUGUGGAUUGCCAGAGAAACACAACUGGAGAGCACUGUGAAAGAUGCCUGGAUGGUUACAUUGCUGAUGUCCUCAGAGGAGUGCCCACAUCCUGCCAGCCUUGCCCUUGCCCCUUGCCAUCAUUUGCCAAUUUUGCAGUUGCCUGUUACAGGAAAAGUGGAGUAGUGCGCUGUGUCUGUAAAGAAAACUAUGCAGGAUCCAACUGCGAAAGGUGUGCCCCAGGUUACUAUGGCAAUCCCUUGCUGAUUGGAAGCACUUGUAGAAAAUGUGACUGCAGUGGAAACUCAGAUCCUAACCUGAUCUUUGAGGAUUGUGAUGAGGUGACAGGCCAAUGCCGCAACUGCCUGCGUAAUACCACAGGGUUCAAGUGUGAACUAUGUGCUCCGGGUUAUUAUGGAGAUGCCAGAGUAGCUAAAAACUGUACAGAGUGCCAUUGUGAAGGAGGACCAUGCGACAGCCACACUGGAGAAUGUCUAGCAGAAAGCCCUGAAUCUCCUACAGGAAUGGACUGCCCAACCAUCGACUGUGAUAAAUGCAUUUGGGAUUUGACUGAUGACAUCCGAUUAUCAGAUAUGGCUAUUGAUGAAAGCAAAUCAACUUUGCUGAGCAUUUCCACUGGUGUUGCUGCUCACAGACGCUUAAAUGAACUGAACUCAACUGUUUCCCUCUUUGAGAUGAAACUGUCAGAAAAAGAAAACCAUUCUGAACUUAGGAAGAUCCAGAUGAAUAAUGCUGAGACUGAAAUGAACAAUCUCCUUGAAGACAUAGAGGCACUUGAUGUACAGAGAAAUCAAGCAUCAAGCAAAGACCUUCGGAUACAGAAGGAAACCAUGGCGACCAUUCACCGUGCUACACAGCUUGUGCAGCAACUCAGCAAUAUGAGGGAUAACAUCCAAGAAAUCAGCAGUAAGAUGAUAUACUAUAGAAUUCAACAUGAGCUGAGCCCUGAAGACAUCAUUCAAAAGCUGAACAUGGCAGAGGAGAUGCUGAGGGAAAUCAGAAGUCGCAAGCCUUUCACCAGUCAGAAGAAACUUGCUGAUGAUGAGGCUGAUGCAGCACAAAAGUUGCUAAGGCAAAUUGAAGAGUGGCAGGUGUUAUAUAAUGCCACCAGAUCUAUGUUCCCUACUGUACUGGACCAGAUCAAUGACCAUGACAUGAAGAUCUCAGACUUACAGGAGGCACUGGACCAGGCUCUUGACUAUGCCAGGCAAACUGAGGACAUAAAUGAAGAAAACAAAGCCAAGUUCCAAGACUACAAGGAGCAAGCUGAAAGAGUCAAGGAACAAACUGAUGAGGUCAACCGUACUCUGCAAAGUGCCACAGAUGCUUUGCAUGAGUCACGACAGAUCAGCUCAGAAUUACGUGAUAUGCAAAAAAAUGCAUCUGGAUUCUAUGCAGAAAUAGAUGGCGCUAAAAAGGAAUUACAAGAAAAAUUAGCCAAUCUGUCUCAAUUUGAUGACAAUUUGGUACAACGGGCUAUGGAUUAUGCACAGGAGCUUCAGGAACUUGCUAAUGAGUUGGACUGGAAUUUACACAACAUUGAUACAAAUGGGUUGGUACAAAGGGCAUUAAAUGCUUCUAAUGCCUAUGAAAAUAUUGCUAGUUAUAUCAGUGAAGCUGAUGAAAUUGCAUUACUGGCAUUAAACACUACACACCGGGUCAGUGAUGCUGUAGUUGGAAUUGACACUCAGAUCAUCUACCAUAAAGAUGAAAGCGAAAGGCUUCUCAGUCAAGUCAAGAAACUACAAGAAACAGCCAAUGCUAAUAAUGAUUUAACUGUUGCAGACACAGCCUGGCGUGUUAAUGAAACUCUAGCUAGGAAGAAUGAUCUGAAAAGCCGCCUGAUGAAAGCCAUUAAGCAAAUCCAAUCAACAGAGCAAGGAGAUGCUAGACAGCACUUGGACCAAUCUAAACUUAUGGCUGAUGAAGCAUCACAUACUGCCACAACAGUAACCGAAGCUACAAACCCAAUGGCUAAUAAUUUGAAGAAAUGGUCUCAGGAUCUUCAAAACUUUGAACAUGAUGCAGCUGCAUAUGACAGUGCUGUGAACUCAGCUGGGGAUGCAGUGAAGAAUCUAAUAGAAGUCUUCCCUCAGCUCCUGGAUAAACUACGGAGGGUAGAGCAAAAGUCACCAGCAAAUAAUAUUUCUUCCAGCAUUCAGCGGAUCAGAGAACUAAUUGCUCAAACUAGGAGCGUAGCAAGCAAGGUACAAGUGUCUAUGAAGUUUGAAGGCCAGUCAGCUGUGGAAGUCAAUCCAAAGACCAACGUAGAAGAACUCAAGGCUUUCACCUCCAUGAGCUUGUACGUGAAACUUCAGCAAAACCACCCACAGCUGGCAGUGUCUCCAGACAGAUUUGUCCUGUAUCUUGGAAACAAAAAUGCAAAAAAUUACAUGGGCCUUGCAAUUAAGAAUGACAACCUAGUAUAUAUUUAUAAUCUGGGAGAUAGAGAUGUGGAAAUACCACUGGAUUCCAAGCCAGUCAGCACUUGGCCUUCUUACUUCAGCAUCAUCAAAAUUGAGAGGAUUGGAAAACAUGGCAAAAUGUUUCUAACAGUGCCUAGCCCAAGCAGCACAGCUGAAGAAAAAUUCAUCAAAAAGGGAGAGGCUCUUGGUACAAAUUCUCUCCUGAAUUUGCAGCCUGAAAAUACUGUGUUCUAUGUUGGUGGGGUGCCUCCAGAUUUUAAGCUCCCUCCCAGUUUAAAUCUGCCUGGCUUCAUCGGCUGCUUGGAACUUGUCACCCUGAAUGAUGAUCUCAUCAGUUUAUACAAUUUCAAGCACAUCUACAACAUGAACACUGCCACAUCGCCACCUUGUGCCAGAAAUAAGCUCGCCUUCACCCAAAGCCGGGCGGUGAGCUAUUUCUUUGAUGGCUCUGGCUAUGCUUUGGUGAAAAACAUUGAGAGAAGAGGAAGAUUCAGUCAGGUGACUCGUUUUGACAUAGAAGUUCAAACACCAAUAGACAAUGGACUUAUUCUCCUGAUGGUUAAUCGGAGUAUGUUCUUCAGUCUGGAGAUGCGCAAUGGAUUCCUGUCUCUGCAAUAUAACUUUGGCUUCAGCAAUGGCUCUGUGCUUCUUGAAGAUUCAAUGAAGAAGGCUCAAAUUAACGAUGCAAAAUUCCAUGAGAUUUCUGUUAUUUAUCAUAACUCUAAGAAAAUGAUUUUGGUGGUGGACAGACGACACAUAAAAAGUGUAGACAAUGAAAGGACAGCAAUGCCAUUCACUGAUAUCUAUAUAGGUGGAGCCCCUACAGAGAUCUUACAGUCCAGCCAUGUUAGCUCACAUCUGUCAGUAAAUACUGGUUUUAAAGGCUGCAUGAAAGGUUUCCAGUUUCAAAAGAAAGAUUUCAACUUGUUAGAGGAGUCUGGAACCCUGGGAAUCAGCUACGGCUGCCCAGAAGAAUCACUGCUGUCUCGCAAAGCAUAUUUCAAUGGAGAGAGCUUCAUUGCAUCCAGCCAAAAAGGAUCUCCCUUUGAUGAUUUUGAAGGAGGAUUCAAUUUCCGAACCUUGCAGCCUAAUGGGUUGCUAUUCUAUUAUACUGAAGGAUCAGAUGCAUUUUCCAUCUCCAUGGAUAAAGGUGCUGUAGUUUUAAAUACAACGGGAAUCAAAGUUCAGUCAAAAGAUAGCAAUUACAAUGAUGGUAAAACUCAUUUUAUCAUUACUUCUGCCUCACCGGAAAGAUACGAGCUGAUUGUAGAUGACAAAAAUUACAGCAAAAAGAAUCCAACUAAGGACAAAUCAGGGCCAAAGCCUGAAAGUGCUAAGAAAUUCUAUUUUGGUGGCUCUCCCCUCAGUACUCAAUAUGCCAAUUUCACCGGAUGCAUAAGCAAUGCCUACUUCACUAGGUUGGAUCGAGAAGUUGAAGUUGAAGAUUUCCAGCGGUACCCAGAGAAAGUUCAGGCUUCCUUUUAUGGAUGUCCUGUUGAAUCCCCUCCCGUUGCUCUUCUCCAUAAGAAGGGAAAGAAUUCGUCAAAAGCCAAAGGAAGUCGUAAUAAAAAGGUGGGAAGAGACAAAGACAGAAUCUCACAGCUUUUAACUGACUUCAAAAAAUUAGACCAAGAAAUCAGUGCACAAAGAGACCCUCACUGCCACUUGUCCAAGAAUCCUAAGGCAAUUGACCAUGCCUAUCAAUUUGGAGGAAUAGCGAAUAGUCGGCAGGAGUUUGACUACAUACCAAAGGAUUUCAAUGAUGGAUCUCAGUUCUCCAUUAGUCUGAAAACUCACUCAUCCCAUGGAAUGAUCUUUUAUGUCUCUGAUCAAGAAGAGAACAACUUCAUGACCCUUUUUGUUGCCCAUGGACGGCUCAUUUUUAUGUUUAAUGUUGGUCACCAGAAGAUAAGGAUUAAAAGUCAAGAAAAGUACAAUGAUGGGCUUUGGCACAAUGUGAUAUUUAUUCGGGGGAAAAAUAUUGGUCGUUUGAUAAUUGAUGGCCUUCGAGUAUUGGAAGAAAAUGUUUCUACUGAUAAAACCUGGCAAGUCAGUGAGCCACUCUACAUAGGGGGUGUGGCUCCAGGAAAAGCUGUGAAAAAUAUCCAGAUUAACUCCGUCUACAGUUUUAGCGGUUGUCUCAGCAAUUUACAACUCAACGGCAAAUCAGUCAUUUCUCCUUCGCAGACAUUCAGUGUAACACCUUGCUUUGAAGGCCCAUCAGAAACAGGAACAUACUUUUCAUCAGCAGGAGGAUAUGUAGUUCUUGAUGAAUCCUUCAGUUUAGGUCUGAAAUUUGAAGUUGUUUUUGAAGCACGUCCUAGAAGCAGCUCGGGAAUCCUGAUGCAUGGACACAGUGUGAAUGGCGAGUACCUAAACAUGCACAUGGAAAAUGGACAGGUAAUAGUGAAACUGAAUAAUGGAGUCAGAGACUUUUCAACUUCAGUUACACCAAAACAGAGUCUCUGUGAUGGCAAGUGGCACAGAAUGGCAGUGAUAAGAGACUCUAACGUAGUGCAGUUAGAUGUGGACUCUGAAGUAAACCAUGUUGUGGGGCCACUAAAUCCCAGAGCAAUUGACCACAGGGAACCUGUGUUUAUUGGAGGUGUGCCAGAAUCACUUCUAACAUCCAGCCUGACCACACGAAAUUCCUUUACUGGCUGCAUUCGUAACCUGGUGAUUGAUGAAAAACCAGUGAGUUUUAGUAAAGCAGCUUUGGUCAGUGGUGCAGUGAGCAUCAACACAUGUCCAGCAGCCUGAUACCGCACGUCAGCAGAACUGCAAAGGUCUUUACAGCACUGAAGGAUAAACAAGGCAAAAGGAUCUGUGUUCUAUUCCUCUGCAAUGCUGAGAAAUAAUAAAACUAUAUCAUUCAGAAUCUGUAUAUUUAGGGUCACUCACUUCAAGCACAUAUGUGUACAAACAAAAAACCUCUGAAGAAUAAAGAGAUUUUUUGUCUGCAGUGCUUUUGCUAUAUAACACAAGAGUUUACAGUUACUACAGUUUCUGUGUUGCAAACCCUACUGCCCUUCUACAUAAUAAUGCUGAUGGAUUACAGGAUAAAUUAAAGUGAUUUCAAUAUGUUGCUUUCCAAAGACCCUAUAAAUAUUUUCAUUCCAUGCCAUACAAAUGCCCUAAGCAACUUCUUGUUUAUUUUGAAAAAAUGCUAAUAUACAUGAAAGAAUAAAAGUAGAUAAUAGACUUUCUCUGCAAAUAAUCGUGUUUAAAGAUUAUUUUACCUCACAUUCAGCUUAUUUAUACUGCAUAGUAAAUAGAUCAUUUAUUUAAACUAGCUAGAGAUUAGAACACCAACUGCUAAUACAGGGAGCUCUGAGUAUAUAUGUGUGUGUGAGACACAAAAUUUCAACAUUUUAUAAAUCAUUUUCCUUUAAAACUGUAUAGCUACAAAGCACAUGUAUAAAUAACCCCAAAUGUCAAAGAUGCAGGACAUGAUUUCUGAUCUAAUUUGUACCGGUAAAACAUAAGUAAUUCCACUGACUUCAAUAUGGCUUGCCAUGAUUUAUGCUAGCAUAUACAAGAGGAAAUUAACACCUACAGUACCUGGAGAAACUAUAUCGCAGAAUACAAUCAUCAUUCCUUCCUUUACCCCCUCCCCUGCUUAGCAGUUGCUACGGUAUUGUGGUACAGCACCUCUUAUUCUGAUACAGUACUCAGUCACAAACCAAGUGUACAAAACUCAGAAGCAAGCAUGAAAAGCACUUAGGCCAGCUACAAGGUCUAGUGAUAGCUAACAUCUUAUGGAUCCCAAUAUGUAUUCUGUCAAGUGUCUUCAGAUCCUGAAUUCUGCUCAGAUCCCCUAGAAAACCUGACCCUCGCCAGAUGUGCUACAAACUGUGUCAAAAUAUUCCCAAUCCAUCUGAUUUCUAGCCUUCCAUGCAGGAGGUAAAAGAACGGUAGACUCAUAGCUUAGUCAACUGGCCAUAGGGGUUCCUGAAAUUCCUUCCCAAGUUGUUGGUACACUAUACAUAGAAAAGGAAAAAUGCAGUCCUAUUGGUACCUAAAAUGCAUCCCCGAAUCAAAAGGCAUGCUUAAAUGAGAACUCAUUAAUAUUUUAAUUCUCAAUUGACCCCAUCUUAGUUUGAUCUAGUUUAGGUUUCAAUAGACCCCCUCAGUGGGUAAUUCAUUGGAGUGGGGUUUGACUCUCCUCCCCCUCUUAAGAAGAAAAUUUCCAUAAGGUUCCCUCCUCAGACUUGUAUCCUGCCAAAGGUACACGCUUACCUCCCCAGUGUUUUGAGGGAGGCUAGUGCCACUAGGAAGUUUCCUGUACCCUAACAUUGACUCUUAUCUUAAGAAGGAUCCUUGGUCAUAGCCAUUCAGAGUCAGGGGAUUCCAAGGAAAAAUACCAUAGCCCAGGGCUUUAUUAUCUGUGUCCGCAUCCUACAAGCUCCUGGUGCUUGUCGCUGACAAUCCCUGAAUCUUAAGCACCAAGUUCUGAAGUACACAGAGGGUUACAUAUGCAGAGGAGCCCUUACUAAGUCCGUGUCUUCAACUGCCUGGAAUAUGGAAGACAAUACACCCAUUGUCUUUAAGACAGAACACUCUUCCUGUACCAUCUUCACUAUUUCACAGGCUACUCCAAAAUAGACUACAUUAUGCUUUUAUCAUUCAUUCCUAGAGAUCCUUGCAUACUCCUGGAUCAACCCUCUGGUCAAUACGGCUAACUUGGCCAGAUUCUCUAGAAAUGGUGAGAAUAUUAAAGGAAUGCUUGGACAUGUUUUUGCUGGACACUUCAAAUAUAUGCAAAUAGAUAAAACAUCCUUGCACAGAAUACUGGAAGGAUCACAAGCCAGGUAAAUGUGCUCAUCUGUGUUGGGCAUUUUAUAGCUAUACAAACACCAUUUAAGCCAGGAAGCAGCUCCCUUCCUCCUCACACAUCGAGCAGGUGGACAACAUUCCAAAGACGACAAAAAAGGCUGAAGAGUUCAGGCUGUAAUAGUAAUUCUUUGGAAAAUAAUGGCGUUGUAAGGUGAACUAAGCCCUUAAAGCAAAGCGAAACACAGCUUUAGUAUGAAUCCCAGGAUAUGGUUCCCACAGCAGUGUGAGGUGUAAGUAGGUAAGUGGCUGUUGCCACUCUUUAGUUACAAACUAUACCUUACUGUUGUGACCUAAUAUAUUAGUAGGAUUUAGAAGACUAAGAUAUGAUGGUUUGUGCCAGUAUACUACUCCGUCAAUUACUGAAUAACUCACUCCUGGAAUCCAUUUCUUUUCAGAUGCUGGAUAUACUAUAAUACAAUAUUAUUACCAGUUGAAAAGUCAUUGAGAAAAUAAUUAGGAGUGAAACAUAAGCUAGAGUUAGACUGCUGAUUAUAUAAUUAAUUGCCAAGAGUCACUGAAGUGUAAUAAAGACAUUUAUAUAAUUAUAGUAUAAGUAGAUUUUACAUUGAUAUAAUUACAUAUUCACAGACAUGUUAAAGACAUCUUUUUUUCUUUGAAUUUGUAACAAAACAAUGAAAAGUCAGUGCUUUUUCUGGAUUAUGUCUUUUGCCCAACUAAGCUUUCUAUCUACUUCACUGUACAUGUGCACAGGGGAGAGUGAAGUUUAUAUAUCAGUCCCCUGCCCGAAGGGUGCUUGCUAAAAACUUGACAGCAAUGUAUAGCAUACAAAGGGUCUAUUACAUUUCUGACUCAGAAUGCUUCCAACUUCAGGGCAAAAGAUGGCUUUAAAUCAUUUGUUUUUUUGUCCAAACCGAAUAGAAAAAUAAGAUAUACAGAGUUAAAAUGGACUUUUUAUUGAGUUAAUUCUGCACCAGAUGAGUUUGAUACCCCUGGCACACAAUAUACUCUACUUGCUAGAGUGAAGCAAUAUAUAUAAAUAAAAUUGUAUCUUUUUAACUUAGUUUUUUUUUUUUUAAAUCAGGCCUUUCUUAUUGUAUAGGCUUUUGUAUAUGUUCACUCCUACUGUUUCUGAGAUGCAGUUUCACCCUUCUGCCCAGUUUUUAAGACCUGGGUAGACAAAGUCAGCUGAGAUGACAUAGCUGGGGAUGGUCUUGCUUUGGACACAGGGGCCUGGAUGACCUCCUGAGGUCCACUCCAACCCUAAUUUUCUAUGAUUCUAUGAUCCUUUGUCACAGGACGCUAGUUUGCUCUAUGGUGUUAGGAGGCAGCAAAAUGAUGUUAGGAGGCAGCGUUGUCAUAAUGUGAAGCAGUAUCAUCCAACUUGUGAUAUCAUUAUGUUGUGAUGCAACAGCAUGUCUACAUUCCUAAAAUGCCUCUCAAUUCACCCCCCAUUCUACAAAAAGAUACUAUCCCCUGGCUUCUACUACCUGCAAUUAUUUGCCUGAGAAACAAAAGCAUUAAACUGUGGCUAUAGGGGGCAGAAAUCAUUUAUACUUUUAAAAUAAAGUUUA
Messenger RNA from Alligator sinensis (Chinese alligator), 9413 nucleotides. RefSeq names its product laminin subunit alpha 4 (gene LAMA4). Bases 322 to 5805 code for a protein of 1827 amino acids. The record is from RefSeq and is a predicted model, not a curated record. Lineage: Eukaryota; Metazoa; Chordata; Crocodylia; Alligatoridae. Gene Ontology annotation, molecular function: signaling receptor binding. The transcript has 38 exons. Gene Ontology annotation, biological process: regulation of cell migration; cell adhesion; regulation of embryonic development.